AUGGACAGUCUUUCUACACGAGGCCAAAGCUUCGUGGCACAAAAGCCGACUUUCUUCGACGUCCUGAGUGACCUCUGGGAUCCCAAAUCCAAUCCCAAUGGAAUUCUUAAUAUCGGACUGGCGGAAAACACUUUGAUGCACACCGAAAUGAAGGAAUUUAUCAACGCCAAUGCACACAUCACCACUCAUGCACUUACCUAUGGAGACGGCUUCAGCGGCUCGCAAAGACUGAAAGAGGCUAUUUGUCACUUCCUCAACAAUCAAUUUUCUCCAGCUGCACCACUCGAUUCCACCCACAUAACGAUCACGUCUGGUGUCAGCAAUGCAAUUGAAUGUUGUGCCUGGGCUUUGGCCGAUGCUGGUGAUUAUGUGCUCGUCGGGCGACCGUAUUUCAACGCAUUCAAGUCCACUCUUGGAACGCGACCUGGAGUUAAGCUCCUUGAGGUCUCUUUUGGAACAAUGGAUCCAUUCAGCCUAGAGGCUGUUCAGAGAUAUGAGGAGGCAUACGCCGCAGCAAAGAGCCAAGCUCGCAACGUCAGAGCGCUUAUAUUGUGUUCACCACAUAAUCCACUUGGCCGGUGCUAUCCCAGACAUGUCCUCCAAGAGUACAUGAAGUUUUGCCACAGACAUGGACUGCAUCUUAUUUCCGACGAGAUCUAUGCCUUGACGGUUUGGGAAAACCCGCGUCUCAAAGAAGCACCUGGCUUUCAGUCUAUACUUUCAAUGACCAAUGAGUCGUUGAUGGAUCCGAGUAUGGUACACGCUGUAUGGGGCUUAAGUAAAGACUUCGGCGCAACCGGUUUGCGGAUCGGCUGCUUGAUCAGUCAGGCAAACAUGCCUCUCUUAGAUGCGGCUGAUGGUAUCUCUUUGUACAAUAUGCCUUCAAGUCUUGCAGAUCAAGUUGCCGCAUCACUUUUGAAAGAUGAUGAGUUCGUGGGAAAUUAUACAAUGACCAACAGGAGACGCUUGGCAGACAGCUACUUGUUUGCAACCGACUUUUUGAAAACCCAUGGCAUUCCUUACCUGGAGUCCAAUGCGGCACUGUUUAUUUGGAUCAACCUUGGAUCUGUAUUUCAAGAUGGCUUGGGUACAGAUGAAGAGAUCUUGUUGAAGCUUCGAAAAGAAAAGGUAUACAUUGCCAGAGGAACAAUCUAUGCAUCGGAAGAAGCUGGGUGGUUUCGAAUGGUAUUUGCGCACCCAAAAGAUGUGCUAGAGGAAGGACUAAACAGAAUGCUUCGAGCGAUCAAGCCUUAG
Messenger RNA from Penicillium brevicompactum, 1254 nucleotides. RefSeq lists its product as uncharacterized. Lineage: Eukaryota; Fungi; Ascomycota; Eurotiomycetes; Eurotiales; Aspergillaceae. Gene Ontology annotation, biological process: biosynthetic process; amino acid metabolic process. Bases 1 to 1254 code for a protein of 417 amino acids. The record is from RefSeq and is a predicted model, not a curated record. The transcript has 7 exons. Gene Ontology annotation, molecular function: transaminase activity; pyridoxal phosphate binding.